UUCUGUGUUACAGCUCUUCAUACAGGGCUCUACAGGCUUGUCGGAACGAUGAUAUCUGUGUGCCUAAUUCACGGGGGGGGGUUGCUCCACAUUUUUUCUCAGAUAGACUAUACAACCAGAUAUCUGGAAAACCCACAGGACCUGCUAGUCUGGCAGAUAUUGGAGACGAACAAGUUAAUGAUAGACUACAAAAAAAUGCAGAAACAAUUGAUCAAGCAAGAGAGGCGACUAUUCAGGCUUCUGAGACACUCACAGUUCUGGGGACAAUGCGUUACAUUUUGACCUUGAAUGAGAGGGACAGUCUCGUAUCCCACUCUAUCCAACAUUAUGUUGAAGGACGUGUACAGACUGCAUUUCAACAAUUCAUGGAAGGGCUGAACACACUCAAACUGGCUGAGGCCAUCCAAGCACAUCCAGUACAAUUCAAAGGAUUGUUUUUGGAAAACACACAGCAGCUAAAUGCUGCGGAUUUGAUCAGCUUAUUUCAGCCCGUUUUAUCCACAGUUGGGAGCAGCCGGCGCCAAGAGGAAAGCAGGGUGCUGUGCUACUGGAGAGACUGGCUAAUUGAUAUUGAAGGGGGAGAAUGUGUCGCACUUCACCUUGAGGACAUUCUGAUUUUUGCUUCUGGACUUUCAAGGAUUCCUCCUCUUGGAUAUCCAGUCCAGCCAACCCUGGAGUUCCUACAUCCAGCGAGCAACACAACAAAGUAGGGCUGUCCCGAUCAGGUUUUUUUGCCCUCGAGUCCGAGUCAUUUGAUUUUGAGUAUCUACCGAUACCGA
Messenger RNA from Onychostoma macrolepis, 779 nucleotides. RefSeq names its product G2/M phase-specific E3 ubiquitin-protein ligase-like. The coding region runs from base 267 to 710 and encodes 147 amino acids. The transcript has 4 exons. Lineage: Eukaryota; Metazoa; Chordata; Actinopteri; Cypriniformes; Cyprinidae. Gene Ontology annotation, molecular function: ubiquitin-protein transferase activity. The record is from RefSeq and is a predicted model, not a curated record.